CAAGUUGCAUUGUUGUUCGUUUGUGAGCUCUGGGUACCGCGCACGUUCAGGAUCAGUCAUGGCGCUCCGCCAGAUUUUUGCUCGAACUUGGACACACGGAAAAUUUCCAGGGUUUAGAUCAGUGUACGAUGAGCGAUUGACAGACGUUGCCAGAGCGAGAGGUGCCUUGUUUUGCCAAUUGCGAUCUCUGACCUCGGAUGAAUCAUCCUCCGAAGAGAAACUUGCUGCAGAUGCUGCCCGCCGACACAAUCGGGAUAAACCCAACGUCUUCCAAAAGAUCAUCAGUGGGGAUAUCCAGGCUGAUACAAUCUAUGAAGAUGAGCAGUGCAUGGCAUUUCGGGACGUCAAUCCAGUGGCACCAACUCACAUCAUUGUCAUCCCGCGCAAGCCAAUUCCUUGCCUGAGUGAAUCCACUGAUUCCGAUGCUCCUCUUCUUGGACAUCUAAUGACUGUGGCACGUAAAGUAGCUGCCCUGGAAGAACUGAAGGAUGGUUUCAGGAUCGUGAUGAAUGACGGUCGCCAUGGUUCCCAAUCCAUCUACCACCUCCAUGUCCAUGUUAUUGGAGGACGACAGAUGCGCUGGCCACCAGGCUAACGAGUGACGACCAGGCUAGAGGGUUUCUUCAAGACUGAGCAAUCGUAGAGGCAGAGUGGCAACAUAUAUAAUGAGAUGUGAUUUGGGUUAUUAUUCAAACUGAUGAUUGCCAGCAAACAAAAUAUUCUUCAAAGUACUAUAGGCCCUGUGCAUGAGCUUUUUUGUGCGCUGUGGGCAGACGCAUGAAGUCAAGUUCUACACAUGAACACUGUGUAACAUUCAACAACUGAUUUUCAGCAGAAUGUGCACAAACCUUCAGCCAAUUCAUGUGUUAAAGAAUGUGCACAGCGUACAUGCUUGCAAAGUAUUUUUUUUCUUUUGAGUGCAUUUUCCCCAUUUUCCAGUACCCUAGGUGCAUUCUUUACCUACAAGUCCUCAGUAAUAUUUAUUAUUUCCGGUCUUUUUGCAUCUGGUUUCAUUUGAUGAACCAAAGCCAUCAUUGUCAGGUUAACAAACUCAUCCCAGUGUAUUAUGCGAUAAAGAAUUGGGUUUGUUUGUUUUUAAAGUAUUUUUUUGCAAGGACAUGGUUAGUAAGUAUACCUUAUUAAUGUUUACAUGUUUUGACCCAUUCAGAUGGUGUGCAUGCAUGUAUUGGUAACCAGGCAACAAAUUGUUUUAACUCUCACAAAUCAACGUCAGGCACUGCAUAUUUUGUGAAAUCAAUUAUUUCACAGUUGUUCAGUAUUUGUAAUUUUUUGGCAAAAACGUUGCAUGGCUUCACUGUGAUGCCCUUCCUAAAAAAAAUGCAGUUUGCUCUACAUUACAGUGAGACCUCACCACAUUUUGGUAAAAGCCCUCAAAAUAUUAACAGAUAACAAUAGAAGUCCUGAGUUCACAAAGUUCAAGUACGUGUCGUGGUAGUCAAGCCAGGGAGGGUUCUGGCAGAGAUGAUAGCAUGAAUGCACGAAUCGACUUGAGCACACCCACGCAACAGAUUUGAGUUUGACUUGAGUUCACAUCAUGGACUUAGGGCCCAUGGUACUCAUGCAGUUUCUGAGCAUUCAAUUUAUGAUGCGGCAAAUAAGGGGUAUGCGUACUUCAGAUAAAUCACUUCAUGAUGAGACUGUGGAGAUUGUAGUUCCCCUUUUGACUCACCUCAUUUCCUUUCAUUUUGUUGAUGUAUUACCAUUGAAACAUUGAAGACAUGCAGAAAGUCUUAUGAAUGUUGAAUUUCCUUUCUUUUCUCAAUUGAGUGACAAGUAUCCAAAUUUCUGUUAAAAGAGAAAGAAAAAUGGAAAAUUAUGUCUAAGUGUAUUGUAAUGCAACUACUACUACAGUUGCAUCUUGUUAAAAAUUAACAAAAAAAACGAUGUGAUAGGUUGUCUGCCACUUCACUGUGAUGCCCUUCCUCAAAAAAAAAUGCAGUUUACUGUACAUUACAGUGAGACCUCACCACAUUUUGGUAAAAGUCUAAGUGUAUUGUAAUGCAACUACUACUACAGUUGCAUCUUGUUAAAAAUUAACGAAAAAAAACGAUGUGAUAGGUUGUCUGCCACUUCACAUUUACCCACCCUGUCUAUGGAAUAUGAAAAGAUACCACCUAUACAGGCAUUUGUGGUGAAGCACCACUGAUCUAGAGUCUCUUUGAUGGUGGGUUGUCCGGUUCCAAGCAGUCCAAAUAGUAUGUCCUGUUUGUCAUGAGGAGACUUGUCCAUGAACCCUUCAAGUCACAUUCACCAGUAAAUCCAAUCCAUUUCUCGUCACUGCAUUCAAACAAGUUUGGUGAUUAUCAUAUUAACAACUGUCCCUUGCAAUAUGAAAGUGCAUGUGUCGCUAAAGUAUAGUUCUAAGGAGUUUGAAGUCAGUGAUGUGUAAUGAAGUGUCAGAUGUGAUUAUUUUUAAGAAUAAACUUUGAAAGUCUA
Acanthaster planci (crown-of-thorns starfish) is the source of this 2457-nucleotide messenger RNA. RefSeq lists its product as uncharacterized. The record is from RefSeq and is a predicted model, not a curated record. Gene Ontology annotation, molecular function: catalytic activity. NCBI's taxonomy places the organism in Eukaryota, Metazoa, Echinodermata, Asteroidea, Valvatida, Acanthasteridae.